This is a messenger RNA of Amaranthus tricolor (Joseph's coat), 1261 nucleotides long. RefSeq names its product peroxidase 18-like. The transcript has 4 exons. NCBI's taxonomy places the organism in Eukaryota, Viridiplantae, Streptophyta, Magnoliopsida, Caryophyllales, Amaranthaceae. Gene Ontology annotation, molecular function: peroxidase activity; heme binding. The record is from RefSeq and is a predicted model, not a curated record. Gene Ontology annotation, biological process: response to oxidative stress; hydrogen peroxide catabolic process. The coding region runs from base 149 to 1144 and encodes 331 amino acids.
CUUUCCUUCUUCUCCUCUAUAAAAAAAAAAAAAAAACAAGAAGCUUGUUAUAUUACUAUAAUAUAGUUUUCUGACAACAAAAGGGAGAGUUGAGUGAAGCUUAUGAUCCUACAUUGACUUGGGAAUUGGAAUCAUUCCUGGGAUCCUCAUGGAAAAUAAAAAAACUGUACAUUUAAAAGCAAAUCACCUUCUGAAAGCAACAUUUCUUCUUCUAUUCUCAGUGUUAGAAUUCCCUUCUUUCUCUCAUGGUUUUUCCAUGGAAUUCUAUGCAUUUUCAUGUCCAGGUGCGGAAUUCAUUGUUAGAGAUACUGUGAGAUCAGCAUCUUCCACUGACCCAACUAUUCCGGGGAAACUUUUACGACUUCUCUUUCAUGACUGCUUUGUCGAAGGAUGCGAUGGAUCGAUUUUAGUAGAAGGAGAUGGGACAGAAAGAGCAGAUCCAGCAAACAAGUCUCUUGGAGGAUUUGAAGUCAUAGAGGCGGCUAAAAGAGAGCUAGAACUGUUCUGUCCUGGAGUUGUGUCAUGUGCUGAUGUUGUUGCACUUGCUGCAAGGGAUGCUGUUGUCAUGUCAGGAGGACCAGACAUUCAAAUGCCAACUGGUAGGCGAGAUGGAAUGGUGUCUGCGAUGUCAAAUGUCAGGCCCAAUAUUAUUGACACAAGUUUCACAAUGGAUAACAUGAUUAAGAUUUUCAGCUCAAAAGGGUUAACUGUGGCAGAUCUAGUCAUCCUCUCAGGUGCGCAUACCAUUGGGUUAGCUCACUGCAACACUUUCAGCGACCGUUUCCAGAUUAAUUCCAAAGGAAACCUCACAUUUGUUGAUUCAUCUCUUGACGAAAAUUAUGCAUCAAAGUUGGCAAAAAAAUGUGCAGCAAGCACAUCCGCAAUGGUUAACAUUGACCCCAAGACAGCUUUCUCAUUCGACAAUCAGUACUACAGCAACCUUAAAGCAAAACAAGGACUCUUCCAAUCAGAUUCUGUCCUAUUUGAUGACCAAAGGACAAGAGACUUGGUUGAGCAAUUUGCUAGCGACUUGAACAGUUUUUAUGAGGGAUGGAGUGAGUCAUUUUUGAAGCUUAGUAGUAUAGGAAUUAAAACUGAUGCUGAAGGUGAGGUUCGACAAAUUUGUUCAAGGACAAAUAGGUGAGCAAGAAAACAAACAACUACUGUGUGGUAAAAAUCUCAUAGAACCUUUCCUGAAGCAAACACUGUAGAGUUUGUAUGUAUUGCAUAUAAUUUUUCGUAAACAAAACUUCUGGAAUCA